CUGUUUAUAGUAGUAAUAGUAGUAAUAAUAGUAAUAGCAGCAGCAGCAGUAGUAGCAGGUAGCGGAGAUUGUUGCCAGAUGUGAAGUGGAAUCAUCAGUCGUCGCUGCACAAUGGACGGUAGAAGAGGUGUUCUCUAGAGAGAGAAAAGAAGAAAGAUUUUACAAGCAAUCGAAAGUUGAAACAUUCUGAUCGUUUUCCUAUUUGUGAAGAGAAAAAGGCAAACAACACAUGUACGAUAUACACAUAUUUACGCACAUCCACACACACACACACAUGUACACACGUCCACAUAGACAAACAGGUUUACAUACAUUGAGAGGACAGUACAUGGAUAAGAAAUCUCGGUGGACUAUGCUAAAACUGAAAAGUUAGAAAUCGUAUGUAUAUAUUAUAUUAUAUACAUGUAUGUAUGUAUGUGUGUAUAUAAAUAGAUAGAUAGAUGGAUAGAUAGACUGGCGUAGGUAGACAGACCGACGUACAUAGAAAGAUAGGCAGACGUAUAGAUAGAUGGAUAGAUAGACAGAUAGAUAAACGAAAGGAAAAGACAUAGUGGGAGAGAGUGAGAAGCAUAUGUGUAAGUUUAUGUGUGAAGACAGAAAAGAAUAAUCGAAGGAAACUUCUACCCGAGUGUCGAUUCUUCCAAUCCUCUGCUUCGUUUAUAAUGAGUUUGGCGGGUAAAAAAACCUGCUACGUUGGGCAGCAGGAUGGGGAAAGAUAUUCUCUGGAAGAAGCGGAUGACGAAGAAGAGUCUUCACCUCUAAUGACGAGCCCUGAUGCUUCGUCGGAUCAAAGCGGUGCAGCUCAUAGUCCCAAUACAGCUGCUAAUCAACACCAACAUCAACAACAUCACCGCCAUCACAACAAUAUUAAUAAUAAUAACAACAACGACAAUAACAACAGCAGUUAUAGUAACAGUAAUAAUGUUUCUAGUACUCACCAUACACAUACUGGCGCCAAGGCCUCGGCAUCAACACCAACAUCUACUAUAGCUUCAGAGAUGUCUACCAGUAAUAGUGUGGCUAGCAGUCAUGCCACUAACCAGUACCAUCGAACAGUUUUUGAGGUACUUUACCUAGGAUCGGCUACCAUCGACAAGCGAUAUUCGUCUCCACAUUUGGUAAUGCCAUGGGUAGUGGCCGAAGUGAAGAGAAAAACCGAUGGCUUUCGCGAAAUUCGUCUGGAAGUGCGGGAGAUAAGUCUCAGGGGUGUACAGGUCCUGAGUACUUCUUCUGCAGACUCUUCCGAACAUGCAAAACACAUCAGAGCAACGAGCCCUAAUACAAAUACCACGUCUUCGGCAAUUCAGUCGACAGCUGCUCUACCAUCAUUGUCGUCUCAAGAAUGUCAAGGUGACAGCAAUACGCUACAAACAGACACCAAAGAAUUUAUUGUGUUCGAACACAAAUUACAAGGUGUGUCGAGGUUUGCAGAAUCUCACCAGGAACCGCGAUGUUUCGCUUAUCUUACCCGACCUCAACUUAACAGUGAUUUUCAUUGCCAUGUAUUCAUGGCACCCGAAGAAAACCAGAUUCCUGAACUCUUUGCUUCAAUACGCAAAGCCACAAAGGAGCACCGGGAUGAUGUCACUGACAGCAAUCUAUUUUUCCAUGAUGUCAGUGAUUCCGCAGAACCGGCAAAGGCAUUCUGUGAGGUCUUGUAUCUUGGCAAGGUGCAAGUGGACAGCUGCAAGCUGACCUCGAGUGAUAUAGACAGACUUAUGCACAGGCUGUGCCCUGUAGAUGAAGACGGCACCGUCAACGUCGACAGCCGGCAGAGACAUGCCAGUGAUGCCAGUGUACGAAGUCUUCCUGCGUCACUUGACAAUACUGUGACAGUCACUGAAAACGAACUGGAGCAACAACAGCAGCAGCUUCAUGGUGUGAAGUUGAAUGGAAGCAGCAGCGACUUCCGUGCUGCCAUCGACUCACCAUGUAGCUCUUUCGAGAACAUCGAAGAAUCGUCAAAUGAGAUGAAAAGUAACUCGCACCAGAGUUACGCUUAUUCCUCGUUUGUAGAAAAAGAAGGUAACCAAGAGGACAGUUUACCGCAGAACCUUGUCACAGAUAUUGUAAACCGGACAAUGUUGUUCCGUCUAGGCAAAGAGGAGAUUUCUCUCAUCAAUUUGGACCAAAAGAGAGUGAUGCUUGAGCGGAAAUUCUCAGACAUUUCUUUCGUCUCUCAGGGCUGCAAAAAUCAAGAAAUUUUUGGUUUUACUGCACGAGAGCCAGGAAAUGGUUUGAUGUGUCAUCUCCUGAAAUGCCACUCAGAUAGUGUUGUUGAAGAAAUUCUUAUGUCUGUGAAAUCGGCAUUCAAGUCUGCCUACGAACAGAACAAGCUCCAGUUGAACCAAAUCUGUACAAUGUGUCCACUACACCAAUUACAAAAAUUAUGUCAAGAAAUAAAUGUACUGAGUACAGUGUGUGGUAUUGAGCUGCUCAAGAGGAGAGUUCAACAGUUGCCAGAAAAAGAUGCAGCUGAGAUGCACAACAGAUGGAAGCAAGAAAACCCACAGACAAGUGAAGAACUUUUGGAAGUUAUGAUGAUGUCUUUGAGGUACUUGUGUGAGCAGAAACAGAAAGAGCACAAUCAUAUUUCUACAGGAAAAACUGCAGGCAAACUAGAGUUCAACAUAAUGGAUCGACGGACUAAGACUUCCAAACUAGAUAGUUUCAGGAACAAAGCAAAGAAAAGCCUGACAAAUUCAUUUGAAAGCUUAAUCCGUGGUCGUAAAAAGGAUGAAGCAAGAGAAGCCUUUCGUCAACGAAGCGGAACAACGGACAGUGAGAGUAGCUGGGCAGCUUAUUCAGUUGAUUCUUCUGCUCCGACAACACCUGAGUUGUCACCGUCUGCUUCUCCAAUGUCCAAGGAACGCAAGUUUCAGCUACCAACGCCGCCGGACUCUCCAAAAGCUGGGAUUCGGCCUCGCAGCUCAACUGUGGGAGCAAUUCCAAUGUCAACAGCUAGAGUGACAAAACAGAAUUUCCCUCCAGCGAACCUUAACAAGGACAAUAAUUACACCCUCUACAAAGAGGACAACAGCAGGCGGCAGGCAGAAAAUGCCACAAGUCCAAUGAAGCACAUGUUUCUCAUCUCUGGCAGUAGUAUGGCUCAGCUGUCCCCUGAGAGCGCUUCGUCUUCAGUUUGUUCAUCCUUUGAUGACCAAAGUUCCGUUAUGGCAACGCCGACACGCAGAGGAUCCUGGCGACAUGCUAUUUUUAACCGAGUUGUCACACCAGCCGACAGUACACGUCCUUAUAGCUUAGAUGACUCUCCAUCACAAGAGGCGAUCAGUUGUCGACCAACAAUGGAUGCCCGAGCUCGCUGGAGGAAAGCCAUUCAAGAAACUCUGCUUUUAAUUCGAAUGAAUAAAGAAAACCAAAACUUGCGAGGGUAUUUCAUCUUCUAUGGCUCACGCUCUGUGGUGGUUUUCCGAGCCAGACAAGAUGAGAUCCAACAGAAGAGACAGAAUCUCGACUACGAAGAGAUAACGCCAUGCCUGAAAGAAGUGACCAAAGUCUGGGAUUCGAUGCUCAAUAAUUCUAACCGAAAGGAAACUCAGUUUGAUAAGAAAAUCCUGAUUGAUUGCAUCAAACAAGGAGUACCAAAGAGUCGUCGAGGAGCAAUCUGGCAGCUCCUCGUGGAGCAGGCCCAGCUUCAGUCUCCUAUGGUCAGCACAGGCAGUGGCCUUGAUGAUGCUAGUUAUGAUGAUUUAAUGCGCCGACUUACUACACACCAACAUGCAAUACUCAUUGAUUUAGGAAGGACCUUUCCAAAGCACCCUUAUUUCCGAACGCAGCUGGGUCCAGGCCAACUGGCGCUGUUUAAUUUGUUAAAAGCCUACAGUUUAAUCGACCAGGAAGUUGGUUACUGUCAAGGUCUCAGUUUCAUUGCAGGAAUGCUCUUAAUACAUAUGGAUGAAGAAUCUGCUUUUCACAUAUUGAAAUACCUCAUGUUUAAUAUGGGACUACGAAACCAGUUCCGACCGAGCAUGACAGCUCUGCAGAUCAAGUUGUACCAACUGACACGUCUCAUCCAUGACAACCACAGAGACCUUUAUGAACAUUUUGAAGAACACGAGAUUGUGCCGACCCUUUAUGCUGCGCCAUGGUUCCUUACCAUAUUUGCUUCCCAAUUUCCUUUGGGUUUUGUCUCCAGAGUCUUUGACCUGAUCUUUCUGCAAGGUAUUGAUUCCAUAUUCAAAGUAGCCCUCAUUCUUCUUGGAGACCACAAGCAACUAAUCAUGCACUGCGAGUCAUUUGAGAGCAUUGUAGAGUUCCUGAAGACCACCUUGCCAAGUAUGGGUCUUGUGCAGAUGGAGAGAAUCAUAAAUCAGGCAUUUGAAGUGGAUUACAGCAAACAACUCCAUGCUUACGUAGUUGAAUACCAGGUGUUACAAGAAGAAAUGGUUUACACUUCAACGAAAGAGCGCCACAGCGGCAACAGCAUAAUUCAUCGUCUAGAAGGUGCAAAUCGUUCUUUGAAAGAACAAAACAGGGAGUUGAUGGACAAGCUUCAGAAUGCACUCAGUCAACAGCGUAGCCUCGAAAGUGCCAUCAACAACUUCCAGACCAACGAGACACGACUGCGUUCUAAGCUGCAAGCCCUUGAACUUGAGCGAGCAGCUCUUUUGGAUCGUGUGGCUACUCUAGAGAAAGAAAGUGCAAAUUUUCAGGCUCAACAUUCCUUACUUUCGGACACUCAAUCUGCCAGCAGUCUAACAUCUUCAGCUGUAGAAUCCACAAAUUUACCAGUUUCUGAUGCUGAGAAAACGUAGUCUACUUUGUUGUAGUAGUAACUAUAUUUGUUAUUAUUGUUUGUUUAAACUUUUACAUCAUGUUGUUCAUUUUGUUGUUGUUGUUAUUGUUGUUGCUGUUUAAAAAUUGAUGAAUGCAGUUUUUUUUUUUUUUUUUACUGCUUAUCUGGAAAAAUGCAUACAUCCAAUCUAGCUCAUGCAUAUAUAAUUUACAUCUACUAAAAUAUAUCUCUGAGAUGCAUACAUGUGCAAGUACACACACACAUACAGACACACAAAGAGAAAAAAGCAAAUACACAUACACAAAAUGACAUUUCUGCUGUGACUAUUUCGAAAUUAUUUUAGCCAAAACUUAGAAUUUACCAAUAUUUUAAAACAGAACAAAAAAUGGCAGUGAAUUGGCAGAAAGAGUGGCAUCAGACCAAAAUGCCUUGCAGCAUUUAGCUACAUCUCUUUGUAUUGUGAGUUCAAUUCCUGUUGGGAUCAACUUUGCCUUUCAUCCUUUUGAGGUUGAUAAAAUAAAGUACCAGUUAAACACUGGGGUCGAUCUAGUUGACUGUACCCUUUCCCCACAACACUUUAGGCUUUGUGCCUAUAUUAAAAAGUUCAUAUCUAAAGCAAAAGAGCUAUUUUAAAA
Molecule: messenger RNA, 5391 nt
Organism: Octopus sinensis (East Asian common octopus)
Lineage: Eukaryota; Metazoa; Mollusca; Cephalopoda; Octopoda; Octopodidae
Product: TBC1 domain family member 1
Exons: 19
Coding region: 663-4775 (1370 amino acids)
Source: RefSeq, a predicted model, not a curated record